Striga hermonthica is the source of this 1851-nucleotide messenger RNA. The record is from the annotation of a GenBank genome assembly. Lineage: Eukaryota; Viridiplantae; Streptophyta; Magnoliopsida; Lamiales; Orobanchaceae.
AUGUCGUCGGCUGCUUCAGCUCCUAGUCCUUCCACCAACACUACUAAGAGUACCCACAACAAUCUCAAGAGAAAUUCCUGUGACGUUGGAUGGGAGUAUGGAAUGCUCGUGGAUCCAAACGACUUGAAUAAGGUUCAGUGCAAGUUGUGUGAUUUUGUUGUCAAGGCAGGCAUAUAUAGGUUGAAGCAACACAUUGCUGGGGUUCGUGGUCAGGUUAGACCUUGUCCUGAAGCGAAAGAUGAGGACAAAGCAAAGUGCAAGAAAGCCUUGGAUGAUGCAAAGAAAGCUAAGAAGGCAAGGGAACAAGAGCAGCAAGAGGUCAGAGAUGUUGUGGUCCUUGAUGAUGGGGCAGAUAGUGAAGACACCACUACCACUGUUGAAGGGGUUGGUGUUGGGGAAUCGUCGCAACGGAAGUUGAGGCCAAUGGAUAAGUAUACAAUGCCUAUGGAUCCCAGCUCAUUGUGCAACACAAAGGUGGUAAGGCAGCAAAAAAUCAGUGAAGCAAUAUGGAAAGAGAGAAUGCAUAACUUGAAGCGAUAUAUUGCAAAGUGGGUGUAUGUACACGGAAUACCUUUCAAUGCCAUCAACAAUGAAGAGUUUGAUCAGAUGAUUGAGGCUGCUGGUCGCUUUGGCCCAAGUGGAAAGAAACCAAAUCAGCAUGAGUUGCGAGAGAAACUGUUGUAUGAAGAAGUGGAGGAUACAAAGAAGCUACUCAAGUCACAAGAGGAAGACUGGGCAAAGAAUGGGUGCUCAAUUAUGACUGAUGCAUGGACAGAUCAAAAGAGGAGAAGCAUAAUGAAUCUGUGUGUCAAUUGCAGCAUUGGUACUAGCUUUUUAGAAUCAAAGGAGGCCUCAGCUGAGUCCCAUACUGGAAAUCUCAUCUUUGAGUAUGUGGACAGCUGCAUUGAGAAACCGUCAAUGGCUUUUCUUUAUGGAGAAAUUCUGAAGGCUAAGAAAGAAAUCAGGGAGGGCAUAGGGAGUAUGGACAAGUCUGUGAAUCUCAACCUCUACAAUACUAUCAUAGAUAUCAUUGAUGUGAAGAUGAAGAAUAGGCUGGACACUCCUUUGCACUUGGCUGCUUACUUCUUGAAUCCCUUUUAUAGCUACAAUGAUUCUUCCAUCUUUGCAAAUGAGGAUGUCAUGGAUGGGUUCAUUUCAGCUGUUGAAACCUUUUAUCAUGGUGAUUAUGAGAAGCAAAAUCAAGUCCUCAAUGAGGACCUGCACAAGUUCAAAGAUCAAACUGGUCACUUCGCAAAACAUGUUGCUAUGGCUGGCUGCAAGGACUAUAAUUUCUGCCCAGCCAAGUGGUGGGGAAAUUAUGGAACACAAGUUCCAACACUGCAAAAGAUGGCUAUCAGGCUUCUCUCUCUGACUUCAAGUUCGUCAGGCUGUGAAAGGAAUUGGAGUUGCUUUGAAGGGAUUCAUACAAAGAAAAGAAACAGACUCACUACUGAAAGAGUAGAGCAACUUGUCUUUGUUCGAUUCAAUUCUCUUCAUGCAAAGAAAAAAUCUAAGGCCAAGAAGAAUGACAAGAUGGAUCCCCUGGUAGCAACUGAAUCAACUUAUUGCCAAGCGUGGAUGGUUGAGGGUGGAGAUGAUGAUAGCUCUAGUCCUGAGGCUGUUACUGGGCUGACAUGGGAACAAAUUGUGGAGACAUGUGGUGCUGAGGAGGUCACCAAACUGCGUAGGAGUGCAAGAUUGGCUCAGCCAAGAGAGAUUGAAGAGGAGAUCGAGUCUGAAACUGAACCAGAAUCAGCAAAUGAGGAGGAAGAAAUUGAGUUUGAGUCCGAUCAAGACAACGUGUUCACGACUGGUUAUGAGCAAGAGCAAGAAGGGGAUAAUGAUGAUUGA